This is a messenger RNA of Seminavis robusta, 733 nucleotides long. Lineage: Eukaryota; Bacillariophyta; Bacillariophyceae; Naviculales; Naviculaceae. The record is from the annotation of a GenBank genome assembly.
UAAAUACCGUACGAGCAUCUUUUCCUUCGAACCGUCCCACAAAUCUCACAAAUCGACCUCUCUUCAUUAUUUUUUGAAGCACAAGUCUAGAGCAACCUUUCAAUCGUCGACACUUGUUAGAAGAUCAUCACCAUCAUCAUCAUGGGAUCCUGUGUCAGCACCACCAGCAACAACAAGAAAAGCAGCAAGAACCAGAUCGUCGUGGUGGAAGACCAGCAGAAGAAUCGCAAGCUCUUGAACAAUCGAGUGGAUGUGGUCGAAAAGGCGCAACCAACGGCUCCCGUACGCAAAUACGCCGAAAACAACACUGUUGCUGGUGAUCAAGAAGAAGCUCUCUUUGAAGAUCCAUCGGGUCCUCCCGCCAUUUCCAUUUUCCCAUCCUCUCCUGCGAGCGUCAGUGCUGGUUCUCCCGAAAUGAACGUCGAAAUGAAGUUGUCGUCGCCCAAGCCACAGUAGAAGGAUCGCCAACGGUCGUCUCGAUCAUCCUCGGUCGACCAAUGUGGAUUGCAGACAAACAAGACGUUGACGAGGAAUCCAACAUGAGAAAGAUCACGAUGGUUGUGCCUUCGAGCGCGUUUCCUUGGGACGCCGCCGAACCAAAACCAACGCCAAAUCAUGCAGCAAAUGACAAAAACAGGAUGCAAAGCAAAAACAGCGUUUGUUUCACAAAAGAAUACAGUAGACUAAAGUACCGGUAAAACUAAAGAACUAAACAUCCGAAACCUAAAACAUG